Messenger RNA from Salvia hispanica, 1055 nucleotides. RefSeq names its product protein BIG GRAIN 1-like E. Gene Ontology annotation, biological process: auxin-activated signaling pathway. The record is from RefSeq and is a predicted model, not a curated record. Lineage: Eukaryota; Viridiplantae; Streptophyta; Magnoliopsida; Lamiales; Lamiaceae.
AAACUCACUUCUCUCUCUCACUCACAUAUAAAAAUUUGGUGAUUACAAACACUAAUGCCAUAAGCUACAACACACAACACACACUAUGAUUCUCCACACACAAAAUCGUCACCAAACAAAGUCAAAUUCCGCCUCCUCAGAUCCAAGCAAGGUACGCAAAAACUCCUUCCACUGGCGGAGCGACUCUGGCGAGCUCGACGUUUUCGAGGCGGCGCGCUACUUCUCCGCCGCCAACGACCAUCUCAACGGCGUCAGAGAUCCAAACCGCCACCACCUCCCUCGCCGGAGCCUGGACGUCACGAUCAUGCGAUCAAAUCCAAUUCCUCCAGACUACCAUCACCAAAUCACAGACCAAAAGCAACCGAUCAAAGAUCAGAGUAAAAAGUUCAAGCAGCCGAGCUCCCCCGGCGGCCGCCUCGCCAGCUUCCUAAACUCUCUCUUCAGCCAAUCGUCGCUGAAGAAGAAGAAGAAAUCGUCAAAAUCCUCCGCCAAGGAUUUGGAAGAGGAGAGCCCCGGCGGGAGGAGGAAGAGGAGGAGCAGCAUCAGCCACUUCAGAAUCACGAGCAGCGCCAAAAACGCCGCCGCAGCAGAGAUCGGAUCUGGAUUUAGAACUCCGCCGCCUUACGUGAUUACUCCGACGAAAUCGCACAAGGAGGUGGCGCGAUUCGCCGAUCAGCGUCAUCAAGCGGUUUCCGUGCCGAUGAAAGGGACGAGUUUACAGCAGAGUUUGGAGAAAUUGAGGGUUUGUGAGAAGAUGAAUUUGAAAAAAUUGAGCGAAGAAGAGGAUGGGGCGGAGAGUGAUUCGAGUUCGGAUCUGUUUGAUUUGCCUAAUCAUGAAUUGGAUUUCUUUUCGAGUAGCUUGCCUGUUUACGAGACUACUCAUAUGGAAAGUAUUAGAAUUGGAACGCCUAUUUCCAGCGCAACAUAAAUAGGAGUACAUUUUUUUGGGAUAUAUUCAACCAUGCAUGAAUCAUUUUUAGAUUUUUUUUAUGUUAUUGGAGUAUCUUUUAAUCCCGCCAAACACCGUCGAUAAUCGUACGGGAUUUCACAUUGUA